AAUUUUCAAGAUGACAGUUAUAAGUUCUGAUUCCUCUUCGAACCAUCAUGCCGUGUGAAUAUCUAAAAUAUCUAGAUACUGCGCAUUCGAAGUCCGAUUCACACAUGGAAUUCAUGGAAGUUUUCUCGUCGCCGGGUGUGCAGGUUAUGGUCAAUUUUUUUGGUUAUGGUAGACUAAACAAUGCGAUACACGUGAUUGCGAUUUAACGCGUUCGAAUCAAUAAUAAAAAUAAAUUGACAGCCGCGAAUGGAGUGCAUGUCACAUUACGUAUUUUGAAUACGUAUUCAUAGUUAAUCGCAAUGCUGUCAACGAUGCUCCAGCGAGCGCUGUCCGGCAAAACGGCGCCCUGCCUGAGUCGUUUGUUAUCCCUGGGACGGAUGAACAAGUUCUCCGACUCUACCGCCGCGAGAAACGAGAGCGGCGGUACGCCGAGCGCCGGCGAGUCGCAGAGUGAACGUGCCGCGGGCGACGACGUGAAGGUUCCCACGGGCGAGGAGAGCGUUUCGCGCCUACUGAAGGAGGCUGCCACUUACAGGGACGCCAAGGACACGAAUUGGGCGACGAGCCCAUACCCGGCCGACGCCCCGACCUCCGUCGAGGAGGAGGUCGUCAAGCCGAAGCUCAACCCGUUGGACACCUGCGUCGUGCUCUUCCCGGGCCAGGGCACCAUCAAGGUCGGCGCGGUGCAGAAGUACCUGCGUUUCCCGCAGGCGAAGGCACUGUUCGAGAUAGCAAACGAGAUUCUGGAUUACAAUCUGCUGAAGCUCUGCCUGAAGGGCCCGCAGGAGAAGCUGGACCAGACCCGCUUCAAUCAGCCGGCCACGGUGGUGAGCUCGCUGGCCGCGCUGGAGCAGCUCCGCGAGGAAAGGCCCAGGGUAUUCGAAACGUGUAAGGCGGCCGUGGGCUACAGCGUAGGCGAACUAACCGCCCUGAUCUUCUCAGGCGCGAUAUCCUUCGAGGACGGCGUCAGACUGGUCUCCGUGAGGGGCGCCGCGAUGCAGUACGCCGCCGACAAGUGCUCUCAGGGAAUGCUGUCGGUGUACUGUACUCCGGAGGCUGAGGUGUCGAAGGCGUGCAAGGACGCUGAGAAGUGGGCACAAGAUUGCGGCGUAGAGACGCCCGUUUGUCAGGUGGCAAUAUAUUUGUGCACCCAAUCGAAGAUCCUGGCUGGGAACACUCAGGCGCUCGAGUACAUAGAGAAGAACGCGAAGAAGUACGGGCUUUCCAAGUUGACCAGGCUGCCGGUGUCGGGCGCGUUCCACACGAAACUGAUGGAGCCGGCGCUCAAGUCCUUCGGCAAGAUGCUCCACACGUUAGAAUUCAACGAUUUCAGAUGCCACGUCUAUUCAAAUUGGAAGGGGCAUGAAUACGGCAAUCCGUCGUUAAUUAAGAAAUACUUGACGAAGCAAAUCGUGCUGCCUGUGAGAUGGGAGCAGACCAUACAGUUGGUGUACAACAGACCCACCGGCACCGCCUUCCCGCGAACCUUCGACGUAGGGUCGGGAGGAAGGAUGUCAACGAUCUUGAAGUUGAUUAAUGGCAAGGCGCACGAACACUGUAUAGUCGUCUAGUUUCUUUUAUAUUUCUUGGCAGUGUCGAAGGAAAGUUUGAGCGUCGCGGUUGACGUUAUUUUGUACAUACUCGUUGACGGACUUUAUUAUUCCAAUUGGGACAUACGAAAAUAAAGAAGAUCAGAGUUAUAUUAGGUACAAGAAAUAUAUAUGUGUCCAUUUAUUUAAAUAUAAAUUUGACGUUAUUUUGUGUAUACUUGUCGAGAAACUUUAUCACAGUAUCGUUUCGACAUGCUAAAAUAAAGACCAAUGAAAUGUCUAAUGAAAAAAA
Wasmannia auropunctata (little fire ant) is the source of this 1842-nucleotide messenger RNA. It is a transcript of the gene beg, whose product is annotated as probable malonyl-CoA-acyl carrier protein transacylase, mitochondrial. The record is from RefSeq and is a predicted model, not a curated record. The transcript has 2 exons. Gene Ontology annotation, molecular function: transferase activity. Lineage: Eukaryota; Metazoa; Arthropoda; Insecta; Hymenoptera; Formicidae. The coding region runs from base 300 to 1571 and encodes 423 amino acids.